UGCAGCUGUGCCGUUGGUGUGCAACAAUGGACACCCGCAGAUUUUAAUGAGCACUGGCAGUAAUAGCUUGAAGCGGAAGUCCCGCCUUCUGCUUCCGUCUAAUUCACAACAUUCAACAUGGCCGCCGCCACCACUUCCCUCGUUUCGUACGGCAGUGAUUCAGAUUCAGAAAAUGAGAAAGAAACGAGGAGUUCUACAGAAAAGGAUGACAGUAACGAUCCGGACGCCACCGCCCACCUUAAACCUUUACAUUCUGGACAAACAAUGUCUGUAGCCGUUCUCAAUUCUGCCCCUGAGGUCGCCGUCAAGGAAUCCAUUGAGACUGGCACACAUCUGGAUCCUGCGCUGAAAGAAGUCCCAUUCAACCCAACCUAUGAGACGUUGUUUGCACCAGAGUUUGGGCCAACAAACCCAUAUAAAACCCAGCAGAUGGCUGCCCCAAGAAACAUGUUGUCUGGCUACGCAGAGCCUGCUCAUGUCAAUGAUUUCAUGUUUGAACAACAAAGGAGAACAUUUUCCACCUACGGUUAUGCCCUAGAUCCCUCCGUUGACACACAUCAGACUUCAUCGACUAGUUACAUUGGUGCAGUAGACGAAGCUGAGAAAAAUAAAGGUUUAACUGUGUUUGAGAGUGGGCAAAAAAAAAUGGACAAGCGGAAACGGAUUAAAGGUGGAGAUGCUGGAGAAAUCGACAACUUUCUUGGACCCUGGGCAAAAUAUAUUGAUGAAAAAGACCUGGCUAAACCAUCAGAGGAAGAGAGGAAGGAGCUAGAAGAAAUUCUGGCCAAGAGGCAGAAGAAGGGAAGAAACGAAGAAGAGGCUCCAUCAGAGGAAAAGACUAUUCUGCACAUCAAAGACAUGUACGAUUACCAGGGAAGGUCGUACCUCCACGUUCCACAGGAUGUGGGCACCAACCUGCGCUCUGUAAAUGUUCCAGACAAGUGUUAUCUGCCAAAAAAACAGAUUCAUGUUUGGUCUGGACACACCAAGGGUGUCAGUGCAAUCCGUUUGUUUCCCAGCUCUGGUCAUCUGCUGCUCUCCUGCUCCAUGGACUGCAAAAUUAAAUUGUGGGAGGUGUACAAUGAGAGGAGGUGUAUACGAACAUUUAUUGGUCACAGUAAAGCAGUACGAGACAUUUGCUUCAACAACAAUGGGACUCAGUUCCUCAGUGCUGGCUAUGAUCGAUACCUGAAACUCUGGGACACAGAAACUGGCAAAUGCAUCGCACCCUUCACCAACAGAAAGGUUCCGUACUGUGUCAAGUUCAACCCAGAUGAGGACAAACAGAAUCUCUUUGUGGCCGGCAUGUCGGACAAGAAGAUUGUACAGUGGGACAUCAGAACGGGCGAAGUUGUCCAGGAGUACGACCGCCACCUGGGAGCUGUCAACACCAUCACCUUCGUUGACGAGAAUCGGCGCUUUGUUAGCACAUCGGAUGACAAGAGUCUACGUGUUUGGGAGUGGGACAUCCCAGUGGACUUCAAGUACAUUGCUGAGCCAAGUAUGCACUCCAUGCCAGCUGUGACACUCUCCCCCAAUGGUAAAUGGCUCGCAUGUCAGUCCAUGGACAACCAGAUUCUCAUCUUUGGAGCCCAAAACCGCUUCAGGCUGAACAAGAAGAAGAUCUUCAAGGGUCACAUGGUGGCUGGUUAUGCCUGCCAAGUGGACUUCUCCCCAGACAUGAGUUACGUGGUGUCAGGAGAUGCAGAUGGAAAGUUGAACAUUUGGGACUGGAAGACCACCAAGCUCUACCACCGAAUCAAGGCUCACGACAAAGUCUGCAUCAGCGCCCUGUGGCAUCCACACGAAACCUCCAAGGUUAUCACCUGUGGCUGGGACGGGCAAAUCAAGCUUUGGGACUAAAGUGUGUGUGUCAUUAAAAGAUAGAUGGAGGUGGUUUUUCCAAUUUACACUUUUUUUUUGUGAAAACCUACAGGACUGGUAUCCAGUCUUAUUGUGUCAGUGUCUGUCUCUCCCUGACAUCCAAAGCUAUGUACAAGUCUGGCUAAUUACAAAUGAUAAAAACACACCAGGAAAUAUUUUUUCUGAAACAAUACUAACAGAUCUGUGUAAUAAAUGUCUUUCUAUCCAUGUUUUGACAGACGACACAAUAAGCUUUUUAUAAUAAAUUGGUGUCUAACAGGCCUGACAGCAGACAGUCUCUCAACAGAGAAUCUUACUUUUGUUGUGUUGUUUCUGAGGAGUUCUGGAAUUAAAUGCCUUAUUCCAGAGCCCUGCUAGAAUUACAGAUGCAUUUUAUACUUGAGAGGUUUAUGACAUAGAUUUGUUUUUUUGUUUGCUUUUUUUUAUUAUUAAGUAUUACAUGUUAAAUUGACAAAAUUAUGUACAGUUAUACUCUGUACUAUUUUGAGAGUUUUGUCAUUCAUUUUCCAACCAUUUCUUUGUGGAAAUAAACUUUCUGUGAAUUUUAUGUCCUUAGGUCACACGCAUAUUAUACAUGUCUGGGAGAAAGGCUUUAUUUUUCUUCAAUUGUUCCAAAAACCUCCGUUUUUAUUAAGGUGUAUUUUUAUACCAUUCCUAUCAAUUGAAGUUAAUUCUAUCACAGGGCCAUGUCCCAAUUAUUUUAGUUCUUCACAUAAUUUUGAUUAUACCCAUUAUGAUAGACUUGAGCAGCUCAGCUGUGAUUGUUCCUCUACGUUAAGUUCCAAAUACGUUUACUCUGUGUGGUGAGCCAUGUGUGCAAUUUAUUAUCUAGAAUGAGGCCAGAUAUUGUCAUGUUGAAAUAUUCACUGGCUAUCUGUGAAAACAAGGUGUUUGACUUAGGCACCUGUCUAUGUACUCCACUUUGAGGGGAGGUUUUCAUCAAUCUUGAAAAAAAAAAAUCCUAUUCAAGACUAUAAAGGAGUGAGAUGGAAUUG
This is a messenger RNA of Cynoglossus semilaevis (tongue sole), 2879 nucleotides long. RefSeq names its product cell division cycle 40 homolog (S. cerevisiae) (gene cdc40). The coding region runs from base 118 to 1863 and encodes 581 amino acids. The transcript has 16 exons. The record is from RefSeq and is a predicted model, not a curated record. Gene Ontology annotation, cellular component: catalytic step 2 spliceosome. Gene Ontology annotation, biological process: mRNA splicing, via spliceosome. Lineage: Eukaryota; Metazoa; Chordata; Actinopteri; Pleuronectiformes; Cynoglossidae. Gene Ontology annotation, molecular function: mRNA binding; protein binding.